AUGGCGUCGUGUACUCUGAUUACAACGGUUACAGGACUCAUGUUCACAAACAUGAAGCACCAGCUGAAUUGCCCCACCACCGUGGUAGAUGCUUCUCUGUAUGGGUGUUUCGAGCUCUGCUGGAGGGACAGACAGUGUCUUUCGUUUUUCGCACGCGAGUCCCCUCAGAAGUGCUGUCUUGCUCCAAGCCGCUACCUUGAGGGCGAUCUGGUAGGUCAGCCGGGCAUCAACUACUUCUGGCUUUAUCCAGACUAUUGCCACCCCGACACAGGCUACACCUUGUCUCGCCAGACUGACCUCUGUUACCGGUUGUACACAGAACAGAAGUCUUGGGACACAGCCAACCAAAAGUGUAAGGCGGAUGGAGGCUCGCUGAUUAAACUCAACACACCAAGGAAAAUCAAUCACAUAAAAGAUGUGAUAACGUCUAGCUCGGUGUACAAUUCCAUCGGAGGAUUCGCUAUCGGAGGAAUAUUGUCGGGCCAGUGGGCGUGGUCAGACGGAUCAGAGAUCACCCAUGACGACUGGGACGAUGGUCAACCUGUACCUGAUGUGAGCAAGACACGUGUUGUAAUGGCGAUGACAUCCGGCUACAAGUGGAAGAGCGCCGAACCUGUUGAAUCUGGGGGAUACAUCUGCGAGCUACCCUUCGUAUCCCUCAACCCAUAUGUGUGACACCGCUUGACAUGUGUAUAGCAUUGUGUGACACGGCUUGACAUAUGUAUAGCAUUGUGUGACACGGCUUGACAUAUGUAUAGCAUUGUGUGACACGGCUUGACAUAUGUAUGACAUUGUGCGACACGGCUUGACGUAUGUAUGACAUUGUGUGACACGGCUUGACAUAUGUAUGA
Haliotis rubra (blacklip abalone) is the source of this 851-nucleotide messenger RNA. RefSeq names its product brevican core protein-like. Bases 1 to 675 code for a protein of 224 amino acids. Lineage: Eukaryota; Metazoa; Mollusca; Gastropoda; Lepetellida; Haliotidae. The transcript has 3 exons. The record is from RefSeq and is a predicted model, not a curated record. Gene Ontology annotation, molecular function: signaling receptor activity.